Acanthoscelides obtectus is the source of this 1420-nucleotide messenger RNA. NCBI's taxonomy places the organism in Eukaryota, Metazoa, Arthropoda, Insecta, Coleoptera, Chrysomelidae. The record is from the annotation of a GenBank genome assembly.
UCACGGUGUUUGGUUCUUGGAAUGCAUUUGAUCCUUACCGCGACAUAAACUGGGCUUGGACAUAACCGACGAGCAGAUCCGCGAGAUGGAAUCCAACAUCCACAAGAUCGACUUCGUAGCCGCCGCCGAAGAAGAGAAACUGACCCGUCAUGACGUCAUGGCUCACGUGCACAUUUUCGCCCAACAGUGUCCCAGGGCGGCGCCCAUUAUACAUUUGGGUGCGACGUCGUGUUUCGUGGGCGACAACACCGACUUGAUCAUCAUCAGGGACGGGUUGGAUUUGUUGCUGCCCAGGGUCGCAUCGGUUAUGCAGAAUCUCACUAAGUUCGCCGAACAUUAUAGAUCGCUUCCAGCGCUCGGUUUCACCCAUCUGCAACCCGCCCAGCUGACCACUGUAGGCAAACGCGCGACUCUCUGGUUGUACGAUUUCCUGAUGGACGAACGCGCAUUGCGAAGGGCUCGCGAAGACCUCCGCUUCAGGGGCGCCAAAGGCACCACGGGGACCCAGGCCUCUUUCAUGCAGCUGUUCAACGACGGCGCCAAAGUGAGGCAGCUGGACAAGAAGGUGGCGGAGCUGAGUGGAUUCCACAAGACGUAUCCGGUUACGGGACAGACGUACUCGAGGAAGGUCGAUUUGGAGAUUGUCGCUGCGCUUUCAUCUCUAGGUUCGACGAUCCACAAGAUGUGCAGCGACCUGCGCCUGCUGGCCAACAUGAAAGAGAUCGAGGAACCUUUCGAGAAAAGCCAAAUAGGCAGUUCGGCGAUGCCUUAUAAACGCAACCCGAUGCGUUCGGAAAGGUGUUGCGCUCUGGCCCGCCAUCUCAUCACUCUGUUCUCGAACGCCGCGAACACGCACGCCGUGCAAUGGUUCGAGAGGACCCUGGACGACUCCGCCAACAAGAGGCUCACGCUAUCGGAAGCCUUCCUGAGCGCCGAUGCGGCUUUGAUGGUGUUGGUGAACAUCACUCAAGGAUUGGUGGUUUAUCCGAAGGUGAUCGAGAAGAGGAUCAAUCAAGAAUUGCCGUUCAUGUCUGCGGAGAACAUCAUAAUGGCGAUGGUGAAGAAAGGCGGGGACAGGCAGAUCUGCCACGAGAAAAUUCGGGUGCUGUCGCAAGAAGCGGGAACUCAAGUGAAGCAGUUUGGAAAAGACAACGAUUUUCUCGAUAGGGUCAGGGCUGAUCCUUACUUCAAGCCUAUCAUUGGAGAGUUGAACAGUCUGUUGGAUCCUUCUACUUAUAUUGGUAGGGCAGCUGAACAGGUUGCUGAGUUUAUUGAAGAGGAAGUGCAACCUGUGCUGGAUCUGUAUAAAGAGCAUUUGAAGAACGAAAAACCUGUUACGUUGAACAUUUAGUUUUUUGUUGGUCCCCAGUAUAUUUCUAUCAUUUUUCGAUAAAGUAAUAUAUGUUAUUUUUCGUUAUUA